CGUCAUUCCGGGCCAGGCGGCCCCGCCCUUCCCAAGAUGGCGCUGUACUCCGUGCGGAAGGCGCGUGAGUGCUGGAGCUUCAUCCGGGCACUUCACAAAGGACCCGCAGCUACUCCUGCUCCCCAGAAGGACAGUGUGGAACGAGUGUUUUCUGGCAUCCAGCCUACAGGAAUCCCCCACCUGGGAAAUUACCUUGGAGCCAUUGAGAGCUGGGUGAAGUUGCAGGAGGAAUAUGACACGGUGUUAUACAGCAUUGUUGACCUCCACUCCAUCACCAUCCCCCAAGACCCCAGCAUUCUCCAGCAAAGCAUACUGGACAUGACUGCUGUUCUUCUUGCCUGUGGCAUAAACCCAGAGAAAAGUAUCCUUUUCCAGCAGUCUCAGGUGUCUGAGCACACUCAAUUAAGUUGGAUCCUCACCUGCAUGGUCAGACUGCCUCGACUACAGCAUUUACACCAGUGGAAGGCUAAGGCUGCAAAGCAGAAGCAUGGAACAGUAGGCCUGCUCACGUACCCAGUCCUGCAGGCGGCAGACAUUCUGUGCUACAAGUCCACACACGUUCCUGUCGGAGAGGAUCAAGUCCAGCACAUGGAACUAGUUCAGGAUCUAGCUCGAAGUUUCAACAAAAAGUAUGGGGAGUUCUUUCCACUGCCCAAGUCCAUUCUCACACCCAUGAAGAAAGUGAAAUCCCUCCGUGACCCCUCAGUCAAAAUGUCAAAAUCGGACCCCGACAAACUGGCCACUGUUGGAAUAACAGACAGCCCAGAGGAGAUUGUGCAGAAAUUCCGCAAGGCUGUGACAGACUUUACGUCAGAGGUCACCUAUGAGCCAGACAGCAGAGCUGGUGUCUCCAACAUGGUGGCAAUCCAUGCAGCGGUGUCAGGGCUCUCAGUGGAGGAGGUGGUGCGCAGCAGUGCAGGCAUGGACACUGCACGUUACAAGCUGCUGGUGGCAGAUGCUGUGAUUGAGAAAUUUGCUCCAAUCAGGAGUGAAAUUGAGAAACUAAAAAUGGAUAAGGACCAUUUAAAGAAGGUUUUACUUGUUGGGUCUGCAAAAGCCAAAGAAUUAGCCUGUCCUGUGUUUGAGGAGGUGAAGAAAUUGGUGGGGAUUCUAUAGGAAGUCAGCCAGUUGCUACACUCCUUCAAGGCAACUUCCCGCUGGCAGAUUUUAGUCUGUACAUACUUGGUUUGAUGGUUAGCUUCAUUUGAUGAAUGCUUCCAAUCCGUGUUCCGAUUCCAUCAGCAAAUGGUCUAAUGAGGAGAGCACAGCUCUCUAUACCCCAGUUAACUGAGGUACAUUUUGGGGUCUGAAGUAUUCCUACAUACUUGACAGCUAAACAGUGACU
This is a messenger RNA of Phodopus roborovskii (desert hamster), 1345 nucleotides long. It is a transcript of the gene Wars2, whose product is annotated as tryptophanyl tRNA synthetase 2, mitochondrial. Gene Ontology annotation, biological process: mitochondrial tryptophanyl-tRNA aminoacylation. The coding region runs from base 37 to 1116 and encodes 359 amino acids. Gene Ontology annotation, cellular component: mitochondrial matrix; mitochondrion. Lineage: Eukaryota; Metazoa; Chordata; Mammalia; Rodentia; Cricetidae. The transcript has 6 exons. The record is from RefSeq and is a predicted model, not a curated record. Gene Ontology annotation, molecular function: ATP binding; tryptophan-tRNA ligase activity.